AUGGACAAGAUGAAAUCCCUUCUGUUCUUCCUCCCCCUCGUCCGCUGCGAGGUGCUCUGGAACGGCUUCUUCGAUGAGAACUUUACCGUCGCCCACUUUGACAAAUGGUCCUGGUCCAACCAAAUCCCCCCGUACCAAUGGUACAUCCACGGCUCGCAGCCCACCUCGCACUACCUGGGCCUGUCCGCGGACUUCAAGAACCCGGCUGCCACAAGUGACGCCCAGGGCAUCCGCAUCACCAUUGACGACACCUCCUCUUGGAACGGCCAGACCAUGAUGCGCAGCGAGAUCAUCCCACAGACGACCGCAAACCUCGGCAAGGGCCAUCUCUUCUACCACUUCUCGCUGUCGACGCGGGAGACGAACGCGCCGAGCCCCGGUUUCGAGCACCAGAUUGCGUUUUUUGAGAGCCACUUCACCGAACUCAAAUACGGGCGUCUCAGCGGCGCCACGGAGGACGACAACACGCUGCGCUGGAUGGUGGGCGGGCAGACGCACUGGUCUACGCCGCUGGCGGCGGGCACGUGGUACAACUUCGCGUACGACAUCGACUUUGACGCGGGGACGGUGGGCCUGUGGGUGUCGGAGGGGGCGGCGCCGCUGGCGCGCGCCGUGGAGAACGUGCCGGCGGCGACGUCGACGAACUCGCAGGACUGGCAUGUGGGUGAGCUGAGGUUGGAUAAUGGGGGUGCGAGCGGGCCGGCUGAGGACUGGUUCUGGUCCGGGGUGUAUGUGGAAAGUGGGGAGGUGACUACGGGUGUGGCUGGGCCUGUUUAG
This is a messenger RNA of Aspergillus clavatus NRRL 1, 777 nucleotides long. RefSeq names its product glycoside hydrolase family 131 protein. Bases 1 to 777 code for a protein of 258 amino acids. The record is from RefSeq and is a predicted model, not a curated record. NCBI's taxonomy places the organism in Eukaryota, Fungi, Ascomycota, Eurotiomycetes, Eurotiales, Aspergillaceae. The transcript is spliced from 4 exons.